CGUAUAGUCACCACGCCAAUGCAAUUUCUAAGAAGUUUGUUUUCUUCUGACCAGCAAAAAUAUAUGUAUAAAAUUUGGAGUCAAUAUUCAAAGCUGAGACCGAAUGUAUAAAUCAAUUUAAAUCAAGGAUCUAUAAAUAACUAUAGGAAAUACAACAGAUUAUCUAAAAUACCACUUUCAGUAAGUUCUUCUCUCUUUUCAACACAAAAUGUCUGAACAUGAAGGAAAAGAUGUGAAGAAAGUCAGUGAAGGGCAAUGGACCACCGGUUUAUACGAUUGCUUCUCCGAAGAUAUCCCUACAUGUUGUUUUACAUGGUUUUGUCCUUGCGUUGCAUUUGGGAGGAUCGCUGAGAUUCUUGACAAAGGCGAAACAGGCCAAGGAUUAGCUGGAUUAAUGGUGGUGGCAAUGUCUCACAUUGGAUGUGGAUGGUACUAUGCUUCAACAUACAGAGCCAAAUUGAGGCGCCAAUACUCCUUGCCCGAGGAGCCUUGCUCCGAUGGCGCCAUCCAUUUCUUCUGCUGUUCAUGUGCUCUUUCUCAAGAACACCGCGAACUCAAAUAUCGAGGUCUUGAUCCCUCUCUAGGGUGGGAAGGAAACAUUGAGAAACGAACAUCGGACACUACUACGCCACCGUUCGUAACGUCAAGCAUGGACCGCUGAAGAAACGAACGUCACAAAUUAAUGCAAGUAAUGAAACUAGCAUCGAUAAAUAAAUAAAUAAUGGUUAUAUAUAAUUCGAUGUUGCAAAUAUAAUAUUUUUUUAAUGAUAAUUUUGUGUUAUAUCGUCUAUGUGAAUAUCCUGUAAUAAAAGAAGAUUUGCAAUCCUGUUUGCCUGUUUGGCUGUUUCAAAGUAUAUGUUGGCAUCCCGACGCGGGUAAGAUGGUGCUUUGAUACUUGGUUUUUUUAAAAAGAAUUUAUAUUUCAUGAUGAAAAUUUUUAUUCCCUCAGUUACAAAAAAAAAAAAAAAAAAAAAAAAAAAUUAUUCCCUCCGUUUAUUAAUAAGUGUCACUUUGACAUUUUUCACACAGAUUAAAAAAGUGAAUGAAAUGUAUUUAAAUUGUUAUUAAUUACACAUAUUUGAUCAAUAGUAUUUGAAAUAAAUAAAAUUAUUUAUAAAAUCAAUACAGUUUGUAAUUAAUUUUCAUAUGAAAAUAAAUAUAAUUUGCAUUGAAAUUCUAAAGUGACAUUUGUAACAAGAAAAAAAUGUUAGAAUGACAUGACAGUUAUUAUAAAACAGAGGAAGUAACUAAUUAAGUUGAUUGAAAGUGAUAGAGAUAAUUGGCCACUAAUUUGGAAAAGAGAUGAUAAAUGUUUUCACACCAAAAAACCGCUGGCAUAGUUGAUUAAGUUAGCUAUUAUAUCUAAGAAAAUUUGCAUAAUUUUUUUUUUUUUUUUACAAAAGCUCUUCUAUUACUCAAACUAGGGGCAGACCACCCUCAACGCAAGCGCGAGGAUGUGUAUGUUGUUGCAUUGUCUCUAACUCUGCAAGAGAAACCGAUGUUUGUGAAGGAAGUUGUUUUACUGAGAUUUGAAGAAAAUGAAGUUUUAUGGGGUGUUUUGAACUGCGAGUUUUAUUGUGUUGUUGUUGGAAGUUUGGUGUUGGAAAGAGCGACUGAAAUGGAUUGUUUUUUUGGUGGUAUUUAUUUGGGAUAAAUUUGCAUGCUCCCAAGUCCCAACGAUGACACGGUUAGUUUAAAGUUUUGCUGGACCGUGAUAGGUCUGAAAAGUGUAAUAUCUGAUGUUAUAUUGUAGAGUAUUAUAUUGUAA
Molecule: messenger RNA, 1768 nt
Organism: Brassica napus (rape)
Lineage: Eukaryota; Viridiplantae; Streptophyta; Magnoliopsida; Brassicales; Brassicaceae
Product: protein PLANT CADMIUM RESISTANCE 9
Exons: 4
Coding region: 209-661 (150 amino acids)
Source: RefSeq, a predicted model, not a curated record